This is a messenger RNA of Penicillium antarcticum, 573 nucleotides long. Its product is annotated as polyadenylate-binding protein. The transcript has 4 exons. NCBI's taxonomy places the organism in Eukaryota, Fungi, Ascomycota, Eurotiomycetes, Eurotiales, Aspergillaceae. The coding region runs from base 1 to 573 and encodes 190 amino acids. Gene Ontology annotation, molecular function: RNA binding. The record is from RefSeq and is a predicted model, not a curated record.
AUGGCUGCAGAAGGCCAGGAGAUCCCGGAGGAAAUCAAGGAGGAGCAGAUUCCGGCCCAGGAGGAAGGCGGGGAUGAUGAGGAGGAGAUCGCAGCCAUGAAGCGUCGAGUCGCCGAGAUGGAGUCCGAGGCUGCCAAGUUGCGCGAGAUGCAAGCUACGCUCGACCAACAGUCAGAAAACCUCCAAGAAAACAAGGAAGAUAUUGAUGCACGAAGCAUUUUUGUCGGAAACGUGGACUACGGUGCUUCGCCGGAGGAAAUCCAGGCACAUUUCCAGAGCUGUGGCUCAAUCAACCGGGUGACGAUCUUGCUGGACAAGUUCUCUGGCCAGCCGAAAGGCUACGCCUAUGUUGAGUUUGCAGAGCCCAGUCUCGUUGCCCAGGCUUUGGUUCUGAAUGAGAGCGUGUUCCGCGGUCGCAAUCUGAAGGUUGUCCCCAAGCGCACUAACCUGCCUGGCAUGCACCGUGGCCGUGGCCGGGGUGGAUUCCGCGGUGGUCGUGGUCGUGGAUUCCCCCGUGGUGGUGGCUACCGGGGUGGCUACCGGGGUCGGGGACGUGGAUUCUCACCCUACUAA